Molecule: messenger RNA, 2178 nt
Organism: Acipenser ruthenus (sterlet)
Lineage: Eukaryota; Metazoa; Chordata; Actinopteri; Acipenseriformes; Acipenseridae
Product: serine/threonine-protein kinase pim-3-like
Exons: 6
Coding region: 1231-2172 (313 amino acids)
Biological process (GO): regulation of mitotic cell cycle; protein autophosphorylation; negative regulation of apoptotic process
Cellular component (GO): cytoplasm
Molecular function (GO): ATP binding; protein serine/threonine kinase activity
Source: RefSeq, a predicted model, not a curated record
CAGUAAAACCCCAACUGUAUAAAUGGAUAAUUGUAUGUAAAAAUAAUGUGAUAUCGUGUAACAAUUGUAAGUCUGCUAAGAAAUAAAUAAUAAUAAUUACAGCGGUGCAAAGAGGGCACUUCACAGGGAGCACCAUGCUGGUUUCACACAGUCCACAGCAACUCCACGCUGCAGCUUCUCCUGUUGCUGUGGCGACCGAGCGGCGCUCUGAUUGGUCACCCUGGUUCUUACUGAAACCCCUUUUAGUUGUUUUUUAGUGUCCAUCCAAUCGCCGCCUCUCCCUCUUCCCACGCCCCACCCCCCCUUUGUCUAUCCACGCGGUGAUUGGCCAGUCUGUCAAUACAAAAUCAAAAAUCGCGCGCUGCCGCCUGGGCGUUCCGAGACCGUUGGGCGUGUCCUGCCUUUGCCAGCGCCGCGCUGUGAUUGGCCGGGAGGUGUUUUUUUUUUUUAUGAAUGGAUACAGUUUGUGCAGCCGAGAUUGUGACGUCACCUGGCUGGUGACUGCAUUUAGUUGUAGUAGUGAGAGAGAGAGAGAGAGAGAAAAAAGAGGAGGAAAAGCAGCGUGGUCUGAGGAACCGGCUUAACCGGCGUGUGGAGCGAAACCGCUGCGGGCUGGGAAUCUCGUUGAACCGGGUUCCCUUCUCUCCCUCCCGCGCACCCGGCUUAGGGGCACAUGUUUUAAACUCGUGAGGAAGAGGAGGGCGCAGCUGGUCCACGAUUUAAACAUCCAGUCUGUGUGAAAGCAAGGGAAUACACCAGCACACGGGCUGGGAGGGACGGGAAAAUACACCAGCACACGGGCUGGGAGGGACGGGAAAAUACACCAGCACACGGGCUGGGAGGGACGGGAAAAUACACCAGCACACGGGCUGGGAGGCACGGGAAAAUACACCAGCACACGGGCUGGGAGGCACGGGAAAAUACACCAGCACACGGGCUGGGAGGCACGGGUCGAUGCGAGGCACGCUAAGGAUGCGCUUCUGAAAGCUGCGCACCCUCGCCGGUUUCUGCGGGGCGAGCGGGAGGAAGUCGGAAGAUCAUUGUUUUGUUAGUUUUUUUUUUUUUUUUUUUUUAAUAUUUGUUGUUAUUCCUCCCUUGCCCCCAUCGUUUGAAAUACCAAACAACUCAACAGCAACACAACAUCCCAGUAACACAGAAACAGCGCAAGAACCGGACAAGCCAACCCUUAGCGUUUCAAACAUUUCUCAUUUGAUUGCUGUUUGUGUGGAAAUGCUGCUGUCCUCUAACCCGACGACGCCGAACCCGGGCACGUUUCUCAGGAACAUUACAACCCCAGCGAGCGCUUCACAAUCCGGAUUGCCAGCAACAGUCAAGGAGCCCCUUGAGAAGGUGUACCAGGUGGGGCCGGUGGUUGGCAGAGGGGGGUUCGGGACGGUCUACGCAGGGGUCCGCAUCAGCGACGGGCUGCCGGUGGCGAUCAAGUACGUGACCAGGGAUCGGCUUGGAGAGCUGUGCACCGUGGAGGGCCGGCUCGUGCCUCUGGAGAUCGUGCUCCUGCGGAAGGUGUCGGUGGGGGUGGGUUCGCGGGGGGUGGUCCGGAUGCUGGAGUGGCGCGAGUGUCCCGACGGGUUCCUGAUGGUUCUGGAGCGGCCCGAGUCCUGCCAGGACCUGUUCGACUUCAUCUCGGAGCGCGGGACACUGCCUGAGGACACGGCCCGCACCUUCUUCAGCCAGCUGAGCCGCGCGGUGCAGCACUGCCACGCCCGCGGCGUCCUGCACAGAGACAUCAAGGACGAGAACGUGCUGGUGGACCUGCAGAGCGGCUCCCUGCAGCUACUGGACUUCGGGUCGGGAGCCCUGCUCCGAGACGGGCUCUACCACGACUUCGAUGGCACUCGUGUGUACAGCCCCCCCGAGUGGAUCCGUUCGGGUCAGUACCACGGCAAGCCGGCUGCAGUGUGGUCCCUGGGGAUCCUGCUGUACGACAUGGUGUGUGGGGACAUCCCCUUCGAGCACGACGACGAGAUCACGCUGGGGCAGAUCCACUACCGCCAGUGCCAGCCCUCCGCAGCGUGCUGUCGCCUGAUCGAGUGGUGCCUGUCGCAGGACCCCAAAGACAGACCCACACUGGAGCAAAUCCUCGCACACGAGUGGCUCCACCCUGAAACCUCAGGCAGCCAAUCGGACAGCAAGCUGGGGUCGGGGGCGUAGACAGGA